Molecule: messenger RNA, 1986 nt
Organism: Nakaseomyces glabratus
Lineage: Eukaryota; Fungi; Ascomycota; Saccharomycetes; Saccharomycetales; Saccharomycetaceae
Gene: RAD24
Product: Rad24p
Biological process (GO): DNA damage checkpoint signaling; DNA repair; mitotic DNA replication checkpoint signaling
Molecular function (GO): chromatin binding; DNA clamp loader activity
Source: RefSeq, a predicted model, not a curated record
AUGGAUAUUUCAGGGAAGAGUACACCUGUUAGAACACCGUCUAGGGCCAGCUCGCCGGUGAAGAUCAGUCAGUUGUUUAGACCGCGAAGCCUACGGAAGACCUUGGAACAGUUAGAAAGCACAUCUAACUAUAACCAUGUAACACAAGAGAAUACAGAUGGCGCCUGGUAUAUAACUUGUUCCCCUCGAAACAUUGACGAGGUAGCUUUGCAUAAAAGGAAGCUCGCUGAUGUGAAGGAGGCUUUCCUGUCAAUGCUCCAAAGUAACUCGAGUAUGCAAAGACCACGGAUAUUAUUAUUAACUGGACCAAGUGGAUGCUCUAAAAGUACAGUUAUUAAAUUACUGGCAGAGCAGUAUAUACCAAAUAUCAGGAAGGAGUAUCUAACGGCUGGACCGUAUAACUACUCCACGACAGAUAAUAGGAAGGUGAUAAACGAAUAUAAUAAUAAUAGUAAUUUAAUUGGGCAAUCCCAUAUGGAUAGCUUUGCAGAAUAUUUGAGACAUGCAAAGUAUUUGACGGGACGCAAUUUGUCAUUAAUGUUAGUUGAAGACUUACCGAACGUUACUCAUAAAGAAACUAGAAGAGAAUUUCAGAAACUUUUAUUACAAUGGUUGUAUAGUCCUGAAGCUUUACUACCACCUCUAAUAAUUUGUUUGACUGAAUGUGAACUUAAACCCGAAAACGAUAAUAAGAAUUUCAAUUAUAUCGGAACAGAUUACUUAUUUACAGCAGAGACUGUUUUGGGUCAACAAAUAUUAUCACAUCCAUUAUUAAAACGAAUAAAAUUUAAUCCUAUAAAUGCAACCCUGAUGAAAAAGCAUCUGAAUAUAGUGAGUCAUAUGAAUGCUGGCACACUUAAGAACAAUGGAAAAUGGAAUGAUGUUAGCGGUUAUAUUAGUGAUGUUGCAAAAAAUACAGGAGAUAUUAGAUCAGGUAUCUCAAACUUACAAUUUUGGGCUUGUAGCUCAUCUAAUAAUAAAAUCUCCUUCUUGAGAGAAAACAAUGUUUCAUACUUUCAUGCCAUUGGUAAAAUAAUUUACGGUUCCCGUGAGUUUGACAAUGAUAAUGACAUGAUAAAUAAUCUCAUUGCAUCAAAUACUGGUACAAUAUUUAAUGACAAUUUCAAAUUGGGUCUUUUUGAAAACUACGUCACGUACAAUAAAGGUGAUAUACCACUCACCACCGCAUUAUCAAUAACAGACACUUUUAGCCAGAAUGAUAAACUAGCGUAUGUACUGGAGUCACUCGAAUAUUUGAUUAGAAGUGUUAGAGACAAGUUGGGAGCAGUGAAAAGUGGUGAUGGUCUUUUACAUGGGAAAACAUAUUUUCCAAGAGAAGGGAAGAUAAGAAAAUUGCAGCAUGUUUUCAACUUCUCAAUGGAUGAUUACAAUCUUAUUAACUUCAAGAAAUACCAAUCAUAUGAGCAAUAUAAAACUAUCAAAUUACUUAUGGGUUAUUAUGGUCCGUAUAUCAGGAAAAAGAGAAACUAUAAGAAAAAAUCUUUGAAAUAUUUCCUUGACUCUAUGGAAAAAAAUUCUUCUGAAUAUAAAGCCAUAAUCAAUCAAAAUUUGGAGACGUUUAUGGUAAACGAAGAUAUAGAUAUUUUGGAGAGGAUUGGUGGUGAGCUGAAGACGGUGGAGACGGAACUGGAAUUGGCGGGAGGAGAUGACGAGGAAAGAGAGGAACUUACUUCGAUAAAUAGACUACAACAGGAGAGGCAAACUAAAAUGGCACUUCUACAAAAAGAAGAAGAUCAAAGUAAUGAAAUAGAUACAUUUGGUGGUGACGAAAUAUUGAACACUAACUUUGGAUUUGAGGAAAAUAUUGAGGAUUCAUCGGACAAUGAAACUGAAAAUAUCGAACUUGAUGAUGAUGCAGAUAACUCAUUGAUUGAGUUUUUAUCUCAGCAACCACCAAAAGUUGUAGAGAGAUCACAAGACAAAAUUGAUGAUAAUCUUUCUGAUUCGGAUCUUGAUGACCUAUAA